GUUCACAUUUAGUUUGUUUUGAGCAGUUGCGAUAGUCUGUCGUCGUCGUGCGCUCGACGAAAAGAUUAUUAUUUAUUUGUGUUUCUUUUUGUUUUUUAUUUUCGUUUUUGUUUCUCGCCUUUUUGCUGUAUGACAAGGAAAUCAUUUUCGAACGAAAAAGAAGAGAGAAAACCAAAUCAAUUUUGUUUUGGAAUUUCAAAAGCGACAAGUGUGUAAAAGAUACGAUAUUAUUUAUCCGGCUAAAACUGUUGCUGCCACAUCAGAGACGGAAUAAACAUCCCAAAUUCAAGAAAUACAAUUUCAACGCAUAAUUUUUUUGCUAUCAACAGAAAUCGUGAAGAAGUUUUUUCCUGAUUUUUAUAUCACCGUUCUUGUUCAGUGCUAAAAAACCGUUGAAAUAUUCUUAUCAAUUUUGUCAUUGGGACGAAUGUUCGAUCAAAGUGUAUAUUGAUACAGUUGUCAAUAAAUUAAAAAAAAAAAAGAUUAAACCAUCGGGCAUAAUCCAUCAAAUUCACAUGUAAUACAUGACUCUAUACUAAAUACACCAGGAAAAAAACGAAGAAUAAUUCGUUUGUUCACACGGACGCCGAAAUUUAUUACAAUUUUUAUUCUUCUCGAAGUGAUUCAUGAAGUUGAUGAAAAAAUAAGCGAAAACUCUGAAAACAAAACAAGCAAAACACUUUUUUUUUCUUGUUUCCGUUGAUAAAGUGUCAGAACGAAUUAAACUAUAUAUAUCAGACGCCGUCAGUCAGGAACCGAGUUGGAAAAAUUAAGGAAGGAAGAAAAAAAGAAUUUUAAUCAUCAAAACAUUUGUGAUUUGAGAAAAAGCCGCGUGAACCGAAUCAUAUAGAAAUAUCACACUUUGUAGUUCUCGCUCUCUCAUGAUUGUAUACUCGUCCAAAGGUUUAUUUUUGGAAAUCGGAAGAAGAACACAAAAUAACGAAAACAACAAAUGAAUUAAGCAAAUCAAAACAAAGAAGAAGAAGAAAAAAAGAACUUUCGUGGAAUCAAUUAGUGCAAAAAAAAAAUUGAUGAAUAGAAUCAACGUUAUUUCCGUGGAAAUGACUAGUGUAAAGACAUCAACCGCAUUGUAUUAAAAACUGAUUUAACUGAAGAGAUAGAACUGAGUAGAAACGUCAAAAACAUUUUGUUGUUUUGAACCAAGAAAAAGAAGAACAUUUUAUAAAAGCCGCAUCAGGAUCGUGCUACUGUGUUCCCCAUUGGAUUUACAGCCAUUUUAACGAACAAUAUUGACGAGACGAGCCGCUCAUAUUUGAAUAAAUUUGAUAUAAUGAAGUUAUUACCGAUCCCAUUGCCGCCCCUAGGUGCUCCACCACCAAUCGGAAUGUUUGCACAAGAUUUAUUGUGGCGCUAUCCAGCACCAUCUAGCCCAUUGGCUGAACUUAAAACACAAUUGCCACCGCAAUUGCCGACCGAUCCGCGUGUGUGGAAUCGCGACGAUGUUGCCAUAUUCCUGCAGUUUUGCGAACGUGAAUUUGAUUUGCCAAAAUUCGAAAUGGAUCUCUUUCUAAUGAAUGGCAAAGCAUUGUGCCUGCUGACAAAGAACGAUUUGGCUGAAAGAAUUCCUGGCGCUGGCGAUGUCUUACACAAUGUGCUACAGAUGCUUGUCAAAGAGUCACAGAUGAUGCACAAAAAUCUGCCCAACAGCCCAAUCACACCAACCAGUCGCUAUCAUCCAUUUUCACCACACAGCCAACCGCCAACACCGAAUUGGUCGAUAUUGGCACCGCCAGACAGCCCAUUUCAUCCAGCCCACAUUCAACAUUUGAUGCAAUCAAAUUCGGUUACACUCAGCCCAGCACCGUCGGUCGAUUCACAGGGUCGCAGUCCACCACAACAGGAAAUGUUGCAACAACAAGCACAAGCCUUCCAACAAAAUGCAUCAACAAGUGCUGGCAGCAGCAAUCAAUCCGAUUCCGAUGAAGAUAGCUACUCGGAAAAACCACAAAUCACAGUGGAUCAACACCAAUCCAGUCCACCAUUGACACCAUUGUGCAAAGAUGCAUCCGCUUCGUUGAGUUUGUCCCAGCAAAUCUCGAAUGUUGUUAGCUCGUGGUCAAUGCAUCAUCAAGACAAUUUCGGUAGCAGCAGCGGAUUGAGCAGCGGUAGCUCAUCGGCUCCAACCACUCCAUGCAAUUUUGCCCCAGUUAAACGUGAAUUUUUCCCAGACACACCAGAACCAAAUACAAAUGGACGAUUACUUUGGGAUUUCUUGCAACAAUUGUUGAAUGAUGCAGCUCAACGUUACAGUAAUUUCAUUGCAUGGAAAUGCCGAGAGACCGGCGUAUUCAAAAUCGUUGAUCCAGCUGGCUUGGCCAAAUUGUGGGGCAUUCAAAAGAACCAUCUCUCAAUGAACUACGAUAAAAUGUCACGUGCUCUCCGUUACUACUACCGUGUCAACAUUUUGCGAAAAGUUCAAGGCGAACGCCAUUGCUACCAAUUUUUGCGUAAUCCAACCGAAUUGAAAUCAAUCAAAAACAUUAGCCUCUUACGUCAGCAACCACCACCGGCACCAGCUUCGUCAAAUCAAACAUUGAACAAUAAAGUGAAUGAAAGCAGUAACAACAACGGCAACAGCAACGGUACCACCCAAAUGGGUGCACAUCUGAAUGUGCAAUCGUUGCUCCACCAACAAGCGCCGCCAUCAUCGCCACGCGUUCACGCAUUAAACGGUGCCUUUCAUUAUUUAACCACAUCAACUGUACCUGACCGAAGCUCACCGCCACAGUCGCAUUCAUCGUCGCAAAGUGACAUGGACGACCAGCCAACCGAUUUGAGCACCAGUGGCCGAACAUCAAAUCCAGACUGCUAUCCAUUGAUCCGAAACUCAAAUGGACUAACAACAAUCCGUUUGAUCCAACCACAUUCACCGCAAUCACAACACAUGGACGAUUAUCCAUCGCACCAUUCCGAUAAAGGUGAUCGCACCAGCCCGAUGGCUACCGAUCUAAGAAAAAUGGAAUAAGCACGAUUCAAUGAAACAAAAAAAAAGCGAAUCGGAAACGUGGAGGAAAAAUUAACUAUAUUUAUUUCUUGCUUGCAACAAGUGCUUGCAUUUCGAUCUUCCCUACAUAAUAAUUUGAGUGUAGCCUUUAGCUUAAGAAUAUAAUCGCUUGAUUUUAAACAUUGCAAUACGCACAAUGAACUCUUUUUACGACAGAAAAAAUGAUAACAACAACAGAUUUUAUCGAAUAGACAAUAUACAUAUAUAAAUAUUAUAAAUUUUUGUUUAAUUAGCUUACUUGUAAAUAUUUACAUUCAUCUUUUAACUAUGAAAACAGAAGAAAAAAAAACACCGCCGAAAAAAGCAUAUUCUGAAACAUACAUAUGAAAAUAGCAUGCGAAAAAUAAUGACGAUUUUCAUGAAAUGGCAAGGGAGUUUCUCUUUCUUUCUUCUACAAAUAAUACACUUUCUUUUGUAAAUGUACUAGCUUUAAUAUCAUUUCCAUUUUAAGAAUAUUAUCGUAUUAAACAUUAAAUAAAUUGGCGUUAGGUGUGAUGUAUUUUCCGAAAGACAAGCACGGAAUUUUGGAUUGAAGAGUAUUCAGUGCAUAUUAAAACAAACAAAAAAAAAAUUGACAAAAACGCAGAUAAUAAUCAAAUUGUGCCAAAUAUACCGAAAUUAUUCGAAACAAAUAGAAAUUCGAUCGAUCAAUCGAAACGCAAACGGUGAAAGAAUUCUUUUUUUUGUCGAUUAUCCGAAAUUUAACAGUACAGUUGGAAAUUUCAAUAUUUGAAGAAUUUGCAAAACUAAUUUUGAAUUGGAUCCAUAUAUAUAUGUAUAUCAUGGCCAAACAUGUUCAAACAGACUUGUCAAUUUAAUUCCAGAAGAAGAAAUACAGCGAGGAUUACCGUUAUUCAACAAACACAGAACAAUCGAGAGAAAGAGAAAACAAAAAUUUGACAGUGACAUGUGCCAAUUUCUAAUUCUAUUUAAAUAUUAUCAUUUGCGUGUCGGAUAGAAGCGCGAGUUUUCUUUUUAUUUCUUUUCUAUAUUUCAUGUGCAACGAGACAAUGAAGCGAGAAACUAAAUCGUAUUUCUAUUUUUUAUUUUAAAUUUUAAAUUUCAUAAUUUUCUUUUGAUUUAAGCCCACUUUUAUGCGAUAAGACUUAGAUUUAUUUACGCAUGCAAUUAAAUAACGAUAUUCUAACGAAUGAGAUGAGAUGAGAGAAAGGAGCCCCAAUGCGCACAUUGUAAACUAAGAUUUAAGCAGAAAAAUAAAAAGCACCCUAUUCUUUUUAUCCGUAUCGAAACCAUCCGAAGAGAUAUCCGUUUUUAUUUUUCGACAGCCAGCUAACACACAAAAUCAACCACUCCUCUCUUUAUUUUGAAUUUUCUUUUCAACUUCGAACAUUCGCAAAUUAUUAUUCAUGUUUAUGCUCCUCCCUUUUGUUGGUCAUCUUUCUAUUGAGUCAUUUUUUUCCUAUGUUUAUUCUUUUGUUCAGUGGAAUAAUAAUGAUUCUGCUACUACUUUUAUUUGACGAAAAUUCUUCCAUUUUCAUUUUUUUAAUUUGUUGUGCUCGAGACCAUGGUGUCACACCACAACACUCCCAGCUCUUCCGUUUUUUUUACAUUGACUAAAACACCGCACGGUGUGUGAUUAAAUAAUAAAUACUUCUUGUUUGUAAGUGAAGCGAAUUAAUGAAUUCAUAAGAGAUAAAUCCACGUGUGAUGUACGAAAAAAAUUUACAGAGAAAAUUAAAUCCACUUUUUAGCAUUAAGACACUUUCUGAAAAACAAAAAAAACUAAAUGUAUUUACACAAGAGACAAUUUUAUAACGAUGCUAUAGAGGAAAAACCUGUUGCAUGUGCUGUUUUUUUUUCUUCUUUGGUUUUCCAUUUGAAAUUUUAAAUUUUUUUUUUAUUUUACGGUCCAAUCAUGAAGAGUAGAAGAUGAAGAAAAGAUGCGUAAUUUUUAAAUGCAAAUUUUAAAUAGAUUUUAAUCCAAUUUGUAACAGUUAUUUUUAGGAGCCAUUGUAUUCUACAACAUGAAUUUAAUGAGUAGAAGGAAAAAUAAAAUGUUAUCGAGAAAA
Sitodiplosis mosellana (orange wheat blossom midge) is the source of this 5055-nucleotide messenger RNA. RefSeq names its product ets DNA-binding protein pokkuri (gene aop). The record is from RefSeq and is a predicted model, not a curated record. The coding region runs from base 1292 to 2986 and encodes 564 amino acids. Gene Ontology annotation, molecular function: sequence-specific DNA binding; DNA-binding transcription factor activity, RNA polymerase II-specific. Gene Ontology annotation, cellular component: nucleus. Gene Ontology annotation, biological process: cell differentiation; regulation of transcription by RNA polymerase II. NCBI's taxonomy places the organism in Eukaryota, Metazoa, Arthropoda, Insecta, Diptera, Cecidomyiidae. The transcript has 6 exons.